Messenger RNA from Moneuplotes crassus, 2259 nucleotides. NCBI's taxonomy places the organism in Eukaryota, Ciliophora, Spirotrichea, Euplotida, Euplotidae. The record is from the annotation of a GenBank genome assembly.
GAAAUAUGAACUUGCUGUAUUACCCCAAUGAUAUCGUCAAGAAGGCACUGGAAAGUUACCAAGUUGAUAAUUACGAUAGUGAUGAUGACCUUUAUGAUGAGGAAGAAGACCAGCCGUCCAACCUACCUGUGUAUAUCAAUUCUCACUCCAUCUCACGGCUGCAUAAAAACUUAAGGUUUUAUGUAGUCAUUGAUGGACUACCCAACCAAAGAAUACCGAUAAGUCUCGAUGGAGAGGAAGAUAUGAAAACUUUUCAGAGCCAAGUCUCUGAAAUGCUCCAAUUCAAGCUUGACUUCCUCAAUGGGAUUACUAUUACUUCCCUCGACACUCAUGAGGAGCUUCCUGAAGAGGGUCCAAUAAAGGAUGCUAUAGCUGAAAAUGAUAUUCUGCACUGAUCUAUGCAGACAAAGGACAUAUGGGUGAAAUGUAUUAUUAUCAUGGCUAUUACCAAUCCCCAGGGGGAUAAGCACACCCAGACUAAGCGAGUUCGAACUGAGAUGAGCAUAAAGCUGAAUCUGAAGCAUUAUUUAGAAGAAUUUAAGGAUAUUAUCCAAAAACUGACUUAUUGCGUUUGGAAUAAAUUCUGAUACGAAGAGUUUCACAAGAACAACUUCUAUGUCCUGACGGACAUAGAUUAUGAGCUUAGUCAGGAAGGGCUGGAUUUUCUAUGGAAACGUCAGCAAAUGCGGAUAGAAAAGAAAUUUGACGCCUUUCCUUCCUCUAUAGGCUCAGAAGAAGGGAAUGUUGCUCAAUCUAUUAAGAAAGCCAGACGGAAGAAGAAAAAGAAAGAUGCAAGAAGUAUCUCCGUUGGUGAUGACCAAGAUCCAUCACAAAAGUUGAAGCGUAAUAUUAUUUACCAGUUCUAUAACAGCGAAGGCGUCGUUGGAGACUUCUUUGGGUUUCCUCUUGAGACAGAAUAUCUUCAGGAGCCUCCUAAUACCAAGAAGAAGAAAGAUAAAAAAGGGAAGGAAAUGGCCCCUCCUCCAAGCUUUGAGGAGAAGAAUGCCCUUGUCAAUAUGUUCUUAGUCAAAUGCACGUUUGAGCCGAUUGAAGAAGUCUUCCAAGAUUUCCUUAAUAUCGGGAUCAACCAGAAAUAAGAAGUGUACCACAUACUUAGGGUAUUUGAUUAAGCGUUCUCCUGAUAUAUUGGAUUCUGUCAAGAGGAGCAUGGGCCAUCAUUUGCCUAAAAACAGCAAAUUUAAAUACUGCAAAGAUGUCCAUGUUGACAUGGAAUUUACGCAUGGCGAUAAGGAAGAAGAGCUGAAAUUAUCCAAAUCGUACAGUAAACUACAAAAGGAUUUCCAGGAGCAUGCUGAUAAUCAGGACAGGACUCUGGACCUACAUUUCAGGAUGUUUGGGAAUAUCUUAGUCAAGUAUGAGAAACAUAAAGAAAGUAUCCUGAAGAAAAACACAAAGCAUUAUGACUAUGAACAUGAAUUGAUUGAAAAAUUACAGAACCAGAAAGAGGUUCAUAAAGACUACAUGCUCAAAGACACAAUUAUUGAGGAAGACAAGAGACCCUCUGACUCACAUGAAGAGAGAUUCCAAAGACUCAAUGAAAUCAUGAAAAUGAAGGAUAGUGAUUCUGAGAGUAUAGAUGGGCAUGAUGAAGACGAACCUACAAUUGAAUUUUACCCAGGAGAGCAUGAAUUUAAAAAGUCUAUUAUGGAUCACCAGAAAAGAGAUCUCGAUUCCUUAUAUAUCUCAUCCUCUCAUAGCAGUUUUGUUGGGUCUCAAGGGAGUCACGAAUUCCGAAAUUCCCUUUUGUUAAACUCUAAGGUACCUCUUUCUGGUGCUCCAACAAUGCUGUAUCGGGAUAAUGACGAUAUUGACAAUCUGUCAGCAACCUUUGAUGAAAUCAGAACUCAGAGAAAUUCUCUCUGAAUGGGAUAUCUAAGAAAGGAAAAUGAAAGCGAAGUCAAAAUGAAGCGGCUGAUCCACACUCUUGCUGAGCGAGCUAUUACAUGAUGCUACCCAGGAAGUAUUUCCUCAGAUUAUCCCCUCUCAAUCCAAUUCAGAAGUAACGGUAGUCAGAUGUUGGUGGAUCAUACCAGUUGAGAACUAGUGGUAGAUUUCCUAAACUUGAUUGCAAAGAAGACUCCGUCAUUAGAAAUCCACCAGAUGAACUUUGCUCAUCUCCCUGAGAUCAAGGAUUUUAAGUACAAAGUAUUCCGAGAGCAGGGAGCUCCCGAUCAGUCAUAGUGCAAACCUGACGAAGAAGUGCCAUUUUCACAAAAAGAUAGAUUUAUGAUAUUUUCG